Molecule: messenger RNA, 1262 nt
Organism: Pararge aegeria (speckled wood butterfly)
Lineage: Eukaryota; Metazoa; Arthropoda; Insecta; Lepidoptera; Nymphalidae
Exons: 8
Coding region: 3-1001 (332 amino acids)
Source: RefSeq, a predicted model, not a curated record
UCAUGACGAGUAGCGCGCGAGGAUCACCUAUAAUAGCAAAAUACAAAUUGUCUAGACGCGGAAAGAAACUGCAGAUUUCCGAUGACCAAAGAACAUUGAUAGCAUUGCCAAGGGAUGUUCCUGAACGAACAUGGGCAGAGAUUCUGCAUAAGGAAGAGAUCGAUUUGAUGAUCUUCGACGUCCGGGAGGAGAUAUUAGAAGAUACUUUCAACAUCUGCUACCAGAAGUACAUGGCGAGGCAGAACUCUCUCUUCACUGUGCACUGCGCCGCUGAAGCUUGGCUUAAACUUCUGAACUGGUAUUUCUUCCGUCACGAUCCAGGAGAAGAUCCCAGCGCCUAUCCAUCUUGUUUCAUACCCAAGCGCGUGGAGUCCUGGGAACCCGACCAGCUGCCGGACCCCUCACCCAAGGACACCUGGUGUAAGCAGGAGCUCAAUAUCCUGGAGGCAUCCCCCGAGGAGGGAUUGAAGAGAUGGCCCAGCAGUUCUUCUAUUGAAAUGCCUUUGGUUGAAGACAUACCGGAAGAAUAUUGGUUCCCCGGUAAGGUAAACCUGCCAACAGAGUACUCCGAGACAUCGGUUAUCAGUUCAGUAUCAGUUUCAACAUCAUACGAGGAGUCUUUGUCGAGCAACGUGUGUGCAGAGAGCGAGGUGCUACAAAAUGUAACCGACUACAAUACCUCGGAAGCGAUUUCAGCUAAAGAGUCAACAUGCAGCGAAUUGAAGCACACCACACCGGUGCACGGCCCCCUGCGGGGCGCGGGCGACUCGGCCGGCGAGCGAGCCAAGACCAAGCGAAGGACUGAGAAGAGCAAGGUGUUCAGUAAAUCGAACAUGAUCGGAAGAUCCAAGGGAUUGCUGCCGCCACUUGCGGGAGACUCCAGAUCCAAGAUGAGUAUCAUCUCAGACUGCCGGCUCCGGAAUUUGAGAUUGGACACGCAGUACGAGAUAACUUCGGAGAAAAUCAAUACCCCGCCCGGGGAGCCAGUCAAACGGAAGUGACGAUACACUAGACGAGGCAUUUUCACUCAACGAGUCAUUUUCACACAAAACGUAAUUUUCAUCCAACGAGUAAUUUUCACCAAACGAGUCAUUAUCAGCCAACAAGUAAUUUUCACCCAACGUGUCAUUUUCACCUACCGAGUCUUUUUAAGACAACGAGUCAUUUUCAUCCAACGAGUCAUGUUCAACCAACGAAUCAUUUUCACCCAACGAGUAAUUUUUGACGGCCGAGUGGGCAGCGACCCUGCUUUCUGAGUCCAA